Molecule: messenger RNA, 842 nt
Organism: Sitophilus oryzae (rice weevil)
Lineage: Eukaryota; Metazoa; Arthropoda; Insecta; Coleoptera; Curculionidae
Product: pollen-specific leucine-rich repeat extensin-like protein 2
Exons: 2
Coding region: 103-708 (201 amino acids)
Source: RefSeq, a predicted model, not a curated record
GAAUGUCAAUUUGCCCAGUCAUUAAUGGGGUUAUAUCGCUGACAAAUUAACUAAAUGUAUAAAUAAUAGGUAGAUUAAAAGCUUAUCUGUCAUUACAUCAAAAUGGGUGUCACAGUAACAACUGGGAUUUGCGUGCUCAUGUUGGUUUCGAUGGUUGAAUAUGGACAGUCGGCGGGAUACGAUUAUACGCCAUCUAAAAAUGAAAAAACGGAGGUGGAGAUUCAAAAAGUUGAGGUAUACGAAAUGCCUUGGAUAGGUGACCAACAACCACAAAACAGUUACAGCCCGCCAAACCCACAGUACGGACCACCUAGUCAAGAAUACGGACCACCUAGUCAAGAAUACGGACCUCCUAGUCAAGAAUACGGACCACCUAGCCAAGAAUACGGCCCCCCUUCAACAGUCUAUCCAGACUUAACGACUACUAUCUCUCCAUUAAAUAUAACGAACUCUACAGAAACUGCCGAUAACACUACGAUCCUGGAAAAUGCCAAGCUUCAAAGUACAAACGGCGUUACGAGCAAAGGCCACUAUUACAUUUACCACCCCGGUGGCCUAUUGCAAAAGGUUGUUUAUUCAACCAAAGACGAUGCUGAAAAUAUGGCGUUCUCGGCACAACUUAAAUAUAAAAACGUCGAUCCUGUUAGAGGUCCAAUUUAUACGUACGAUCCCGAUACGUAUGUUUUUUCUCGGCUAAAUAGGAAGUGAGAUUUAUGUAGGUUAUCGUAGAAAUUAUUUAUUUCUCCCUUUUUAAUAUCAUACCUCUCAUCAUUUUAUUUAUUAUUUCAUGCGUUCCGAUAUAUUAUUGGGUUAUAUUAAUAAAAUAAUUUUUAUUCGUAAUA